This is a messenger RNA of Batrachochytrium dendrobatidis JAM81, 225 nucleotides long. RefSeq lists its product as uncharacterized. Bases 1 to 225 code for a protein of 74 amino acids. Lineage: Eukaryota; Fungi; Chytridiomycota; Chytridiomycetes; Rhizophydiales. The transcript has 3 exons. The record is from RefSeq and is a predicted model, not a curated record.
AUGGGUAAUGGAGCAAAGGCAGCAAUGCGUCGUGACCGCAGUGAAAAAGAUGCCAAAGGCGGAAAGAGUCAGCUCAAGACUAACCAAGCUGCAAUGAAUAUCAUUUGUAGUAUCUGUCGACAAACAUUCUUGCAAACUAUCAAACGCAAGGCACUGGAGGAACAUGUUGCCGGAAAGCACGCUGGAAAGGAUUUUAAAUUGUGCUUUCCAAAUUUCACAGACUGA